Messenger RNA from Boleophthalmus pectinirostris (great blue-spotted mudskipper), 1281 nucleotides. It is a transcript of the gene tmx2a, whose product is annotated as thioredoxin-related transmembrane protein 2a. The transcript has 8 exons. NCBI's taxonomy places the organism in Eukaryota, Metazoa, Chordata, Actinopteri, Gobiiformes, Gobiidae. The record is from RefSeq and is a predicted model, not a curated record. Gene Ontology annotation, biological process: brain development. Gene Ontology annotation, cellular component: membrane-bounded organelle. Gene Ontology annotation, molecular function: disulfide oxidoreductase activity. The coding region runs from base 50 to 1057 and encodes 335 amino acids.
GUACGGGUGGAGGAUUGGCCAAAAAAAAAGACGUCUGUACAAAUGGCGCAUGCGCAGUUUACUCACGCACCAACCACACGCCACUUGUUCCUUCAGCUGUCACUUCUCACUCUCGCUUCGACUUGUGGUUUCUGCAAGUAUGGGCCUCAUCACGGGAUUUUUUGCUUUUCUCUACCAUUUUCCACAAAUUUACAAAUGGCUCCUCAAGCCGUAUUAUAUCAUUUCGUUUCUUAUGACCGUUGCAUUUAUUGCCGUGCGAAAAGCGCCAGGACUUUGCGAACACCUGGCUUCACAACGAGAAGACAGCAACUCCUGCGACUUGGACUGGAGAGAAUGGGAGAUUCUAAUGUUCCUCUGUGCCAUUGUGAUGAUGAAAAACAGGAGAGCCAUUACUCUGGAGCAGCACAUUGGAAACAUUUUCCUUUUCAGCAAAGUAGCAAAUGUCAUUUUAUUCUUCAGGCUCGACAUUCGACUUGGGAUCCUUUACGUCGUACUCUGUCUUGCAUUUGUGAUGACAUGUAAGCCUCCUCUAUACAUGGGCCCAGAAUAUAUUAAAUACUUCAAUGACAAGACCAUAGAUGAGGAGCUUCAGCAGGAUGGUCGGGUGACAUGGAUUGUUGAAUUCUAUGCAAACUGGUCAUCCGACUGCCAGUCAUUUGCACCUGUUUUUGCCGAUCUUUCCCUCAAAUACAACUGUGCUGGACUUCAGUUUGGCAAAGUGGAUAUUGGACGCUAUGGAGAGGUUUCUCAGAAGUACAGGGUUAGCACAUCACCCUUGGCAAAGCAGCUUCCAACACUGGUGCUUUUCCAAGGCGGUCGGGAGAUCAUGAGACGCCCAAUGGUUGACAGCAAAGGAAGAGCUAUAUCUUGGACUUUUAAUGAGGAAAACAUUAUCAGGGAAUUUAACCUAAAUGAAAUCUUCCAAAAAUGUAAAAAGCUUAACAAAAGUCGUGGGUUGAAAGAAGAUGUACCAAAUAGUUUUGAGCCAGAAGAAGACAGUACUGAGUUUGAAACAGGAAACCAGACUGAAAGUUCAGAGAGUAAGAAGUACAAGUGAAGGAGAAUGUGAAGUUAAAUCUAGGAUGUUGAGAAAUGUUAUCAGCAUUAUUUAUGAAUGUGUUAUUGGGCCUUUAAAUUACAAAUAUCAGAAGUUGAACAAGGUGGUAACACAUGUAUGCUUGAAGAGCUUUGCUGCUUUACACAUAAUUGUAUGGGUUCAAAUCCAGCAAUCAGCUUGAACAUUUAUUCACCAGAAUUAAAAGAUAUCUAUUCUUAUGUUGA